AUGCGGGGCGAAGACGCCCUGUUCAAGAAGUGCCAUCUCUCCCUCUUUCUGUCACUUAGGAUUGUAAGAUUGUGGCACAGCGGGUUUAGGGUGACGCAAGUAGCAAAGGAAAUGAUUAAAGGGUCGAACCAGAAGCAAGGAGGAGCGGGGCUGGAUGUGAAGACUGGGGAGGAAGUGAGCGAGUGGUUGAACAUGCACGACCCAGGACAUCUGGUAGACGGGACAGGGCGAGAAGUGAGGAAACUGGCACUGUACCCAGGCAACUCAACGGCUAAGACGGGCAAAACCAUGGAUACGCUCAAGACGGAUAGGGAAGCGGCAGGCAUGGGGGUCAGAGGGGUAACCAUCAUUUGGUCUGGGGCUCUGUUCGGGGCAGGGCGCUCAUGGCAAGUGAGAGCAUGCAGGAGUGUCAAGGAUGGCUAUUCCUGGCAUAGGCCGGAAUCCUUGAAUGGGCUCUGUCCACUCACUCCUCCGGUGGCAGUUAUCCCUCCUUUGAACUCCUCCAUUCUCUUCUCAGCUCCAUUCAACCACAUCCGUACGACAACCUGA
Neurospora crassa OR74A is the source of this 549-nucleotide messenger RNA. RefSeq lists its product as hypothetical. Lineage: Eukaryota; Fungi; Ascomycota; Sordariomycetes; Sordariales; Sordariaceae. The coding region runs from base 1 to 549 and encodes 182 amino acids. The transcript has 2 exons. The record is from RefSeq and is a predicted model, not a curated record.